AUGGGUCAAUACGACGCCCCCUCCGGCCCACCACCCACCUACUCCGCUCCCGCCGCCUCCUCCGGCCACGGCGAAGCAGCAAACUACUACGGCGACUCGUCUGCCCCCGCCGCACCCCAAGGCGCCUACUACCCACCCCAGCAGGGCUAUGCGUCGCCAGCCCCUGACCCGAGUCGCGGCUUCAUGCCCCCAGGCCAACAGCAAGGAUACCCACCUCAAGGAUACCCACCACAGCAAGGAUAUCCGCAGCAAGGUCAACCCAUGUAUUAUCAGCAGCAGGGAUAUCCGCCGCCGCAGGGAUAUGUGCAGCAGCAGCAGCAGCAUUCAGGUAGUGGUGCGGGGGGUAUCUGUGCCGGUGUGUUGAGUGCGUUGGCAUGUUGUUGUUGUUUGGACAUUUUGUUCUAG
This is a messenger RNA of Aureobasidium uvarum, 405 nucleotides long. Lineage: Eukaryota; Fungi; Ascomycota; Dothideomycetes; Dothideales; Saccotheciaceae. The record is from the annotation of a GenBank genome assembly.